GUCGAUUCACCACGUGACAGUUUUAUUAUUCAGAGGUGACGUCAGUAGCAUGUUUUGAUGACGCGUGUGAUGAAGAGGAGGGGAGAGGAGCUCUCUCACGUGUUUCUGUGUUUCUACGUUCCCUUCAGACCUGAAGCAGCAGAUCUGAGAUCUGCUUCAAGAACCAUCAGCUGUGAGCUGACGACAGCAGCUGAUCAGAAAUGUGUUCGUUGUGGAGCCUGAGGCCGCUGCUGACGUCCCUGUUUCAAGCCUCCCAUCAUGCCUCUGCCUGGACUGGGCCCCUCCUCUCCAGGACGAUGGCCACCCUCAACCAGAUGCACCGGCAGGGGAAGCCCAAACCGCCUCCUAAAGCCGUCGGUGCCACGUUUGGCCGUCCCCAGCUGAAAGCGGUGAUCCUGAAGACCAUGAUCCGAAAGCCCAAGAAGCCCAACUCCGCCAACAGGAAGUGCGCUCGGGUGCGGCUGUCUAACGGGAAGGAGGCGGUGGUGUUCAUCCCCGGGGAGGGGCACAACCUGCAGGAGCACAAUGUGGUGCUGGUGCAGGGCGGGAGGACACAGGACCUGCCCGGGGUGAAACUCACCGUGGUCCGAGGCAAAUAUGACUGUGCCCACGUGGUGAAGAAGAAACAGUAGAGCGAGAGAGCGGAGCGUUCAUUCUCAGCUGUUUUCUAAAUGUUUGUGCUCUUUACUUUGUCAUCGUCACGUCAAACACACGUGGAAGCACAAAGACACAGAGACACUGAUUCUCUGUGGUGCUCGUCAGAUGCUGAAACAUUUGUCUGUUCAGACUCGAGUCGGUCCAACACUGACCCCGGGUCAUGAUGCUUAUGUCACAGAUGAAUUAUUGGAAUUAUCCAAUGACUUUGUCUCAACUUAUAAUUUAUGAAUUCAUGUUUGAGGAAGAAGAAUAAAGAUGUGUCCCACAGAUUGUUUUUAUUAAAGCUGCGUGAAAUGUUUAAAUCUCCAGUGAAA
Paralichthys olivaceus (Japanese flounder) is the source of this 971-nucleotide messenger RNA. The record is from RefSeq and is a predicted model, not a curated record. Lineage: Eukaryota; Metazoa; Chordata; Actinopteri; Pleuronectiformes; Paralichthyidae.